GAGCCCGUGGGCGCUCGGAGAUGGGCUCAGCCAGGGUGGAGGGGUGGCCGGAAGGAAGCCAGCCUCCCUCCUCGCGCUGCUGGCCAGCUGAGAAUGUCUCAUUCCUGGUCAUUUGUUCAGCGGCUGAGCUGGUGUGUCCCCGUGGGCCACUGACCCAGGAGUUCGUCUUCCGCAGUGAUGGACUAAGCCUAGCCAGCAUGGGGGCAGGGGAUGGGGCCAGGACGGCACAGCUCACAGGUCUCCGGAUUGGACCUUUGAAAUCACACCUCAGCAAAGGGGCUGCAGGCUAGGGCUUCUGGGCAGGGGGACACGUCUUUCUUGUUUUUCUGUCUUUCAUCUCCGCCAAGGUUGCACACCUCCGUCGUCUCUGUGGUUAUCUUAGAACAAUAGGGGGUUUUGCUUUCUGUUUGUUCUUCCUCGAGUGUGGCGCUAACCGCAGCGGCCUGCAGGCAGGCAGAGGGCGAGGGCCCCUUCCUCUUCGUUCAGACCCCGCGGUCCCCGGCGCAGCUGGAGCUGGGGCUGAAACGGACAAGACAAGUGGUGGGCGUGCCGGUGCUUCUGUGGCUGAGCCCUGGGGACUCGCUGCUUUCUGGUGGAAAAGGAGAGUUCGGAGUCCUGACGGAGUCCAGACACCAGGACUUUCUAGGGCCACAGUUGCGUGGGCUAGCAGCCCCGUGGUCCCAGACCCGUCUAGUCCUCAAGGAGCUUAGUGACAAGCAGAGGAGGAAAGUGUACAGCUGACCUGCCCUCUUGGGCCCGUUUCCUCAUUCGAGAAAUGAGUGAGGUUGGACUUGGUCGGUAUUCCCGAUGGGGUCGGUGCUGCCCCUUGGAAGAGUUCAGUGUGCAGGUUCUGGGAAGACUUGGAUGGCUACCCCUGACGGGAGAGUGGUUUCCAGACCCCGGAGACCUGGCCCGGGGAGCCAGGGGAGCCAGGGGAGCGAGGACAGCCGGGGACCCCUGGACGACCGGCCACGUGAGGAGACCCAGGGGGCCCGGGAGCUGGCACUGGCAGAGCUGGCCAUGCUGAGGAAGGCGCAGGAAUUCUUCCAGAGCUGUGAUGCCGAGGGCAAGGGCUUCAUCGCCAGGAGGGAUAUGCAGAGGCUCCAUAAGGAGUUGCCCCUCAGCCUGGAGGACCUGGAGGAUGUGUUUGAUGCCCUGGAUGCUGACGGCAAUGGCUUUCUGACCCCAGAGGAGUUCGCCACUGGAUUUAGUCACUUCAUCUUCAGCCAGAAUAAGCCAAGUCAGGAAGACGGAGGGGAGCCGGCGGCCCAGCCCCAGGAGGAGAAGGUGUACCAGACCGGAGGGGAGGAGGACCUGGGCGGCAUGGACGAAGACGAGGAGGCGCAGUUCCAGGUGCUGAUGGACAGGCUUGGAGCCCAGAAGGCUCUGGAAGACGAACGUGACGUCAAGCAACUCUGGCUGCAGCUGAAGAAGGACAAACCUCACCUGCUGUCCGACUUCGAGGAUUUCCUGACCAGAAUCUUCUCGCAGCUCCAAGAAGCCCAGGAGGAGAAGAACGAACUCGAGUGCGCCCUGCAAAAGAAAAUUACUGCUUAUGACGAAGAAAUCCAGCACCUCUAUGAGGAGAUGGAGCAACAAAUCAAAAGCGAGAAGGAGAAGUUCCUCCUGAAGGACACGGAGAGGUUCCAGGCCCGCAGUCAGGAGCUGGAACAGAAGCUGUUCUCCAAGGAGCAGGAGCUGGAGCAGCUGACCCAGAAACAGAAGCGGCUGGAAGGCCAGUGCGCCGCCCUGAGCGAUGACAAGCAGGAAACCAGGGCCGAGAACACCAAGCUGAGACUCACAAACCAGGAGCUGGCCCGGGAGCUGGAGCGGACAGCCUGGGAGCUGCAGGAAGCGCAGCAGCAGCUGGAGAGCCUGCAGCGAGAGGCCUGCCAGCUGCACCAGGAGAAGGAGAUGGAAGUGUACCGCGUGACGGAGAGCCUGCAGCGGGAGAAGUCGGGGCUCCUGAAACAGCUGGAUUUCCUGAGGGAAAGGAACAAGCACCUUCGGGAUGAACGGGACAUGCAUUUUCAGAAAGACAAGGUGGCCAAGGCAAACCCAGCUGCUUCAGCAGGCUGGAAGCAGCGGUCUGGCUCUGUGAUCGGCAAAUACAUGGACGGCAGAGGGAUUCUCAGAAGCCAAUCAGUGGAGGAGGAAGAUGUGUUUGGCGUUCCGAGGAGGAGGAGCUCACUGGGCCUGAACGGACACCCGCUUACGGAAGAGGAGCCAGGGGCUGGGGGGCCGCUCCGCCGGGCACUCCGCAGAAUCAUCUCCAUUGAAGAGGACCCCCUGCCCCAGCUGCUGGGGGGGGCCUUUGAGCAGCCACUGGGCAAAUGCCCCGAAGAGGAGGAGGUCUCCGACCAGGGGCUGGAGGGACAAAUCCCACAGGCCCGACCUCUGGGACAGGUGCCCACGUCUCCUCGAGGGCAGCCUGUCGGAAAAGAAGCCCUGUGGAAGGAGGAAGGCCCUGCGUCCACCCUAGACCGGCUCUUCAAGAUCGUGUUCGUGGGCAAUUCGGCGGUGGGGAAGACGUCCUUCCUGGGGAGGCUCUGUGACGGCAGCUUCUCCCCGGGCUCGGCGGCCACUGUAGGCAUCGAUUACCGCGUGAAGACGGUGUGUGUGGACGACUCGCACGUGGCCCUGCAGCUGUGGGACACGGCGGGGCAGGAGAGGUACCGCUGCAUCACCCGGCAGUUCUUCAGAAAGGCCGACGGCGUCAUCGUCAUGUACGACCUCACGGCCAGAGAGUCCUUCCUGUCGGUGCGGCAGUGGCUGAGCAGUGUGGAGGAAGCCGUGGGAGGCCGCAUUCCCAUUCUUCUGCUGGGCAAUAAAAUUGACAACGAGAAAGAGCGGGAAGUCCCUCGGGGCCUGGGGGAGCAGCUGGCCAAGGAGAACAGUCUGAUCUUCUAUGAAUGCAGUGCCUACUCCGGUCACAACACCCGAGAGUCCGUGCUCCAUCUGGCCAGGAUCCUCAAGGAGCAAGAAGACACAGUGAGGGAGGACACGCUUCAGGUCGACCGCCCCGCCAAGAAGAAAGCCUGCUGCGGCUGAUACAGGCCUCCCAGGACCCCCGCCCGGGCCCGAGGCCACAGGGUCUCCCCUGCCUCCUGCACACGGGCUCCUGCACCAGGGCCCCGACCGAGACCCGCCUGGACCGUUGUCCUUGUGGGUGACGUGCCCCAAGGGAAGGGGAGCACAUCCCGCCAGGAAAGCUGCUCCUGGUGCAUCUUGGGGUCUUUUCUCUCCCUCCUGUGUCUAGACCCGGAGGCCUGUUCCCUUCUUUUCUCCUCCACCAGCUUGGUUUCUUGGGGGAAAGAAACAGAUGGACUUUUCCAGAAAAUCCACCGCGUGCCUUCUCCCCCCGCCCAUGCCCCUCUGAGCCUGGCCCCUGAGGUUGCCGUGGCAACUGUGCCAGCGACUUGCUGCUUCCUGUAGGCCAGAGACAGUGCUGGGUGGUGCCAGGGCGUUGGUCUGGCCUCAGAGCCUGUCUCUGGACCCGAUGGGAUGUUCUCGGCACAUGCGUCAUGGACCUCGGCACCUACCUCCGGUUCCACCCUGUCCACCAAGGGGUCCUGCUCCUUCCCCAGCUUCAGGGCCCCUCCUCUCUCAGCAGCCUCCACACCUCCCCUAUUUGUCCGCUUGGGUUUUCUGGAGCCGUGCCUUUGAAAACCACCGCCUUUGCUCCCCACCGCCCACCCACAACCCCGACUCCAGGGUGGUCUGGGGGUGAGAAGUGUUUGCUGGGGUUAGGGAGUGGGCUCACUACAGGCUUGACUUUGACGAGAAGAAAAGAAAACGAGGGGGGAGGAACCAUCUGCUGCUAAACAGAGCGACCGUGUCCGGAGGGUGUAAGUAAGGCACACACAGCGUGUAAAAGCCACUUUCUAAAUGUCCUCAAAAUAGCUCUCAGAAAAUCGUACAUGCUGAUUAACUCGGUAAAUUGACAGGCAGGCAGGGAGGCCUGACACCAGGUCCACAGCUGCUGACUUCAUUUGAUUUUACCUUUUCCAGAAGGCUGUAUUAAUUCUUUUUAAAAGUGGCCGUGAUGUUGGCGUUUUGCAGGCGUUUGAGAUGCGAACCGAGCGCACUGCCGGCCGCGGCACCCCUGUGACGGCACCGGCCCCUGCGCCACCCGGCACAGGUGCCCGAGCACGUGUAUGGGGAGGGGGGAGCUUUUUUGGCUUGAAAACAAGGAUUGAAGCAUGUGGCCCUCAAGGGGCCUCAGAGUGAGUCUGGGUCAUGUGACUGUGGAACCUGGGGUUCCGUGGGCAGGUGUCCAGGGCAGAGGCUCAGGGUGACCCGGCACAGGGGCAUGGGCUGCCGGGCCACUCCGUGGAGGCGGUGUGGGCGCCCAGGGACUGCCUCCUGAGGGCGGGAGCACUCACCUCUGUCACCGCCUGUCACGCGGUGUCUGGCCGGCAGUGUUCACCGGGAGGUCCUGGUGAGAGCAGAGCUGGCAUCUCAAGAGCAAGGCCCACCUCUUGGUGGCUGCACGCCUGGCCCCUGUGGCCGAGGCGACCUGCGGGGUUUGGCUUACUGGUGCGAAUGAGGGGCUGCUUCUGGGUUUAAAACAAAGUGCCAAGGAGCGUUCCAGCUGCUGCAAUUUGACUGCCUUUGUGACAGCGUGAGGCCCAUCCAAGCCUCCACCUCAGCGCCGUUGUCACCUGCAGGCAGCUCAGUGGCCCAGCGUGGCCCGGGCUCCGCGCCGUGAAACGUGCUUCCCUGCCCGGUCUGCCUCCUUCCUGGAGCGGAACCAGCCACCUUCACGCAGCAGCGCCAGUCCCAGUGCUUCCUCUAGCCCCUGAGGACCUGUGCAGAGUGAGAACCUGCUCACAAGUUGGUGGCCCUGGGCAAAACCCAGGACCGCCUGAUGCUCUGAGCCCCAGCCUGCAAAUCCAUAAAACAGCUCUCUGCCCUACCAGUCUGCCAAGGCGGGGUGCAGGUCGUGUGAGAAGUCUGGGUAGGGACUUAGCCAACUGAAAAGCUCUAAACAAGCGUUCGCAUGUCGUCUGUCUCCCGUGAAGGGACCAGAGCAAAAGACAAUAGGAGGGAGAGAAAAUCCUGCACGUCUUGGUAACUGAAAGAAGCUGGGGCCUCAGGUAAGAGCGUCUCCUAUUUCGUGGCUAAUAGGACAAAGCUGGAGACUUGGCCUCAGGCUGUUCUGCAUCUUCCCCUGCUGCACUGAAGGUGGACAGGGGGCCAGCUUCCAGGCUCCCGGCUCCCCCAGCAGGGUUCUGGUCUCAGAACUUUGUAUUUGCUAGGGCCUGGCACUGACUAGACACCAGGCAGGUGGAGGUCCCAUGGGUGCCAUCAAGACGCUGGGUACCGCACUCGUCCCUGAAGCACCUUCACCCGCGUGGUGUCCGGAGGACUUUCUCUGUGGGGCGGUGGACACGGUCUCAGGUUGGAGGGCAGGGAGUGAUGGCUGCACCCACUACUGUGAAUGUACUUAGUACCUCUGAAUUGGACAUUUUAAAUGGUUGAAAUGGUAAAUGUGUGUGAUGUAUAUUUUACCACAAUACAUUCUUUUUGGAACGAC
Camelus dromedarius (Arabian camel) is the source of this 5539-nucleotide messenger RNA. RefSeq names its product calcium release activated channel regulator 2A (gene CRACR2A). NCBI's taxonomy places the organism in Eukaryota, Metazoa, Chordata, Mammalia, Artiodactyla, Camelidae. The record is from RefSeq and is a predicted model, not a curated record. Bases 808 to 3051 code for a protein of 747 amino acids. Gene Ontology annotation, molecular function: GTPase activity; GTP binding; calcium ion binding. The transcript has 18 exons. Gene Ontology annotation, biological process: vesicle-mediated transport.